GACAGAAUUGCACUGCUCUCCGGAGCCUGAGCAGCAUCGUUACCCCAUUUCAGAUGAGGCACUGAGGCCUUUGCCAGGCCACACAACUGCCCAGCAGCUGGCUUUUGUGCCCAAGUCAUUGUGGCCCCAGCACCCGGGGCCUCGGCCCUGCCCUGCACCCUCACAACCAGCCGCCAGCAGUGUUUGCCCCUCCAUGCCUACUUUUACCCAGACUUGCAGACCGCCCAGUCGGCCCUGCAGGCAGCCUGUUCCAGAGAGAAAUGUCCCCAUAAGCUCCUCCUCCUGAGAGGGACACAGGAUCUGGUGUAGGGGACAAGGGGCCUGAAGUCACCCCCCAUACACGCAAACACUGCCAGGGGGCAGCAGAAGCCAGCCCGACUGUCCCAGCUGACGCCCCGCCCUCCACCCCACUCUCCCAGACGAUGGAUUUCCAGGUAACAGGCCUGGACCUGGACAAGAGGAAGCCAGACAGGCCCCAGUGCUUCCUGGACCAGGAGGAGGCCGAGGAAGCCGAGGACGGGCAGCUGCUGGAGCCGCAGGCCUGGAGGACCUACGUGGAGCGCCGCACUGCUCUGCGUGAAUUCCUGACCUCCGAGCUGAGCCCCCAGCUGCUCAGGCGCCACCACGCCCGCGUGGAGCUGCUCCGGAGGUGCUCCUACCAUGUCGAGAUCCUCCCGAAGCAUCUGGCCCUGGGCGACCAGAACCCGCCGCUGCUGCCCCACACCGUGUUCCAGCUGGUCGACCCCUGCAAGUUCCAGCGCAUGAAGAAAGUGGGUGCCGCCCAGGCCAGGAUUCAGCUGCUGCUGCUCGGCGACCUGCUGGAGCAGCUGGACCGCGGCCGUGCCACACUGGACGCCCUGCUCGAGUCGCCCAACCCGCGGCCCUUCCUGGCGGGCUGGGCGCUCGUGGAGCAGCAGCUGGUGGGCCUGUCGGCCGUCAUGGACAGCUUCCUGGCCAUGAUGGUGCCCGGGCGCCUGCAUAUCAAGCACCGCCUGGUAUCUGACAUCGGCGCCACCAAGGUCCCCCACAUCCGGCUCCUGCUCAGCACCAAGAUGCCCGUCAUGUUUGACCGCAAGGAAUCGGUGGCCCACCAGGAUUGGGCCACCCUGCGCUGGUUUGUCACCAUCCAGCCAGCGGCCCCGGAGCAGUUUGAGCUGCGAUUCAAGCUGUUAGACCCACGCACACAGCAGGAGUGCCUGCAGCGUGGCAUCGUCCCUGUGGCCGCCUGCUCCUUUGAUGUCCACAACCUGUUGCCCGACCGCGUCUACAAGUUCACAGUCAAAAGAGCUGAGAGCUAUACGCUGGUGUACGAGCCCUGGCAGGACAGCCUCACCCUGCACACAAGGCCAGGGCCCCCCAAAGGGCCGGCCCCCAGUCUGCUGGGCAAGCCAGGCCACCCCUGACCACAGCUUCCCAGAGAUGAUUUUCUAAUAUUUAUCCAUUA
Messenger RNA from Hipposideros armiger (great roundleaf bat), 1444 nucleotides. It is a transcript of the gene FNDC11, whose product is annotated as fibronectin type III domain containing 11. Bases 423 to 1403 code for a protein of 326 amino acids. The record is from RefSeq and is a predicted model, not a curated record. The transcript has a single exon. Gene Ontology annotation, molecular function: protein binding. NCBI's taxonomy places the organism in Eukaryota, Metazoa, Chordata, Mammalia, Chiroptera, Hipposideridae.